Camellia sinensis is the source of this 3456-nucleotide messenger RNA. The record is from RefSeq and is a predicted model, not a curated record. NCBI's taxonomy places the organism in Eukaryota, Viridiplantae, Streptophyta, Magnoliopsida, Ericales, Theaceae.
AUGUCAAGGGGCUUGAAGAGUGAAGUUAGAAGUGCAUUGACGAAGGGAAGAGAGAAUUCCGAAACUAAAGAUGUGGUUUUGGGCAUUGCAGGGGAUGAUGCCAAUCUCAUUGUGGAUUCAUUGACGAAAGUCAUCAUAACCACCCGAAUGAAGUCUGUUUGUAAUUUAGGAGUGUGGUGUAUAUCAAUCCAGCAAUUUGAUGCAUCAUAUUUGACUCCAAGCUUCCAUUCUUUAUUGAGAGCAAUUGUUCAUGCCCUUGACAAUCCCAUUGGCUCCUUGUCAACAACAUUCGAGGCUAUCCAGGCUGUGAUGAAGUUAGCAACUCAAUUAAAUGAAAAGAUGAGAGAUACAUCAAAUAUAUGGGCUCCUCCAAUCUACAGAAGACUUGUCAGCAUUGAUAAAAGGGUGAGAGAUAUGUCAGAAAGAUGUUUGCUGAAGAUUAGGUCUACAAUAUGUCCUCCCCCAUUAACUCUCUCUAAGGUCCUUGUCACAGAUAUGAAGAAAAAAUUGCUUCCUGGGAUGAAAGAGCUGCUAAACCAUGGUAUGAAGAUUCAAACUAUUCAAGCAUGGGGAUGGUUUAUUCGCCUAUUAGGACCUUAUUCUGUGAAGAAUAGGCAUUUGGUCAAUGAGAUGCUAAAAAUCCCAGAGCAGACAUUGUCUGACGUAGACCCGCAAGUCCAGAUUGCUUCACUGGUUGCUUGGGAAGGCUUGAUUGAUGCUCUCAUUCAACCUCCAAUAAGAGCUCCCGAGAUGAAUAUGGUAGCUGAGCAUGGUAUUCAGCAAGGGAGGACAUGUGAAGGGAAUAAUAGUGGAAGAGAAGGAGAAGGAUUUUCUAAGAGUGUAAAACUCAUAAUGACUCCUAUAAUAGGUAUCAUGACAAGUAAAUGUAUUAUAUCAGUUCACUCAUCCUGCCUAAACACGUGGUGUUAUCUGCUGCACAAGCUUGAUACCUCUGUCAACUGCCCUUCGAUGGUAAAAACUGUUUGUGAGCCUAUCUUUGAUGCAGUGUUCCGGGUUGGACCCGACAGUAAGAGCAUCUGGUUAUGGAAUAUCUGCCUAGAUCUGCUUGAUGAUUUUAUUUUGAUAAGAAGUAGCGAUUUGGAUGAUGACUUAAAUAAGCAGGUAAAUUAUGAACCAUCAGCUAAAACCCCUACUACUGGACCUCCAGUAUCUGUUAAAUGCUCAUGGAAGCAUUAUCCCAUUAAAUGGUUGUCAUGGGAUCUGAAUAGCUUGGACUUCUGCAUAAAGAUGAUCCGUAUUCUCAUCAGUCAAGGUCAAGGAUCAAUGGUGACUGUUCCCAAGGAAAUCAAGAGUUUGGCAUGUAAUUCUGCCUUGAGGAUAUUCAAAUCUGUCCUGAAAGGAGUUCGGAAUGUGUUAAAAAACUCAUCAAUUAAUUAUGAUGAGGUUAUGUUGUGUUUGAAUACAAUUUUAGGGUUGGUAAAGGAGAUAUAUAAAGAUUUAAAUUCAGAAAACGGCGACAUUAAUGACUCGCUUCAUACUUCCCUCCAAUUUGUGGAGGCUGUCAUUGAAGAGUUAGAACCUUCUAUUCUUGGAUCCCCUAUUUACAAGAUAGCAUUAGACCUCAAAUAUGUUGACUACUUGCAGUCAGUUAAUGAGGCUACACAUGCAGGGGUACUUGGAGUCCGGUUUACAAUGUACAUGGAUAUGGUUUCGCCAAUUGUUUAUUUAAUCAUACUCUAUUUCUGCGGGGUGUUUAAGUCAACUUUUAAUGCACCAGGAGAAGAGUUCAUAUUGCAGAAUGCCUGCAGAUAUUUGAAGUUCGUGUUAUCUUCAUUUGACCCUUCCGAAAUUCUCCAUGCUAUUAUUGGAUUACUGUAUAAACACGUGGGAUUUGACUACUUAAAGAUCUGGAUAGCAAUAGCAAGUGGGCUAAAAGACUACAUAGAUGAAGCAAAGGAUAUUUCGCUUUUGAAAACGGAGUCUGAUAGCCUCUGCUGUUUAGAAGUAUGCCAAAUCUUGUCCUACUCGUUUGCUGUAUGCUCCUGUCCUCAAAAGCAAUCGACAAUGGUGCAAAGUACUGGACUGCAGGAAUCAUCUAUUGUUUCCUUACAAUCUCAAAGGAAGCUUGAGCUUGAAUGCGUUUUUGAAGUCUGGAAGUCGCUCUAUGUUUGUGUUAAUUGUGCCUCUGGUUUCGAGAGUUCCACCUUGAAUAGUUUUGCUGAUGAUCUGUCAUUAACAAUAAAUGGGUGCCUAGAUGCAAACACAAAGGUGUUUGAGUGUGGCACUGUGCUUAAUCCAAGCAACAACGAUCAGGAUAUCAACCUCCUUUCUUUAUGUGGAAAUGUUGCAAUUUGUGUUUUGGAACAUAUUCUUAAUUCAGGAAUCAGUUCUAGAGGAAGCAAAGACAGAAAAGAUGGUGACUAUAAGAGAUCCAGUGGCAUCAAUAAUAGCUUGGGAUUUGUUGCUAGAUUCAUGACGCUGUCACGGAUGAUGGCAGAAACAAAUGCACCAAAUGAUCUUGCUAUAAUCUCAAGAGUUUUCUCAGCAUUGGUGCGCUUCGUAGGCUGGCUUCACUUGAAGGAAGAUAUUCUUUCAUUCAUCCAGAUAAUAUCAAAUCAAUUUCUUCGGUGGCUAUCAUUCACAGAAAUACCAUGUGAAGACACCAAUCAUCAACUUCAACUACUUUGGACCGAAACCCUCAAUUGUUUGCGGAGGAGUCACCCGCCAAUAAUAUUUGAUUCCUCCUUUCUUAAACUCCAAGCACCUCUCCUUGAAACAACACUUGACCACCCAAACCCCUCAAUUUCCGAGCCUGCAAUCACCUUUUGGAAUUGCACGUAUGCUGCCACAGAGGUCAAGUUAGAUUACCCACAAAGCUUACUUCCUGUCUUGGAUAAGCUAUCCAGGAAUCGAAAAAUAAGUCUUUGCAAGAGAAGCCUUGGAUUUUCGGCUCCACCGAGAUAUAGGGUGACUGCAACACAUAACAUGAGCUCCAAAAGAGUAGAAUUAGUUGAACAUAAAGUGACUGGUAUUGAUUACAAUGAUAAGCAGUCUUUGUGUCCCAAAAGAAAAAGGCGCGAACUUACUGAGCAUCAAAAGGAAGUGAGACGGGCACAGCAAGGAAGAGAGAGAGAUUGUAAUGGACAUGGCCCUGGUAUUCGGACUUACACUAGUGCUGAUUUCUCUCAAGGGAAUGAGGAGUCUCAAGAUAGUCAGGAAAUUCGGGAUGCAGACUCUAUCCUGGAGAUGUUGAGGAGAUCUAGCUAACUCUCUUCAUUUUCAAGGCUCGAUUUGGGAUAUGAAUUAUCGCUUAUUACAUGUGCACUACCAAGUUAUCGUGCAUGCUUGUCCUGCCCAAGUUUCAUGUUCAUGUGUUGGAUGUAUUAUAGUUAAUGUAUUUCUAUCUUUUGUUUGACGUGUUGAAUAUGAUUUAUUCAUGUGUACAUAAAGUACAGUAAAAUAUUUUAUAUAUACAUAUAUCAAUCUUUGUUGUGA